AUAUGUGGUGUCAUCACUGAGUUGGAGUCCCUUUUAAUCAAUUUUUUUUUUCUCUCUCUUUUGGCUGGGUCUUUUAUUUUUUUUUUCUCUAUAUAUAUUGCACCUUCAUUUUUUUCUAUGCAUGUUUUAUUUUUACAAUAUUUGAUUUGUAAUUAAACAACAAAUUGAUUCGAAGGAUUUUAUCAAAUGGCCAAGAUUUCUCGUCUUUUUGGAUCCACCGUGAAAGCAGCUAUCACCGCCCAGGCUGGUUUCCAUGGAAAACGUAUUCCAGCAGUUAGCAGUUUACAGGAGCAUAUUGUUAAAUCAACACCGGCAAGAUAUAACAGUACACAGGCAUGUUUGGAAAAUGAUAUUUCUGGAACUGAUAAUAAAGGGUUCAAGGGUCAUGAUAUGUUGGCACCCUUCACUGCUGGGUGGCAAAGUACUGAUGUUGAUCCUUUGAUUAUAGAGAAGUCUGAGGGAUCCCAUGUCUAUGACAUGCAAGGGAGGAAGUAUAUUGAUACUCUAGCUGGUUUGUGGUGCACAGCACUAGGGGGGAACGAGCCUCGCCUGGUUGAUGCUGCCACUAAGCAAUUAAACACAUUGCCGUUUUACCAUUCAUUUUGGAACCGUACAACAAAACCUUCUUUGGAUCUUGCGAAGGAGCUUCUAGAUAUGUUCACUGCAAAGAAAAUGGCAAAAGCUUUUUUCACCAAUAGUGGAUCAGAAGCCAAUGAUACCCAGGUGAAGCUGGUCUGGUAUUAUAACAAUGCUCUUGGAAGGCCAAACAAAAAGAAAUUUAUAGCUCGAGCAAAAGCAUAUCAUGGUUCAACUCUUAUUUCUGCCAGUCUCACUGGCCUUCCUGCAUUACAUCAAAAUUUUGAUCUUCCUGCUCCAUUUGUUCUUCACACCGACUGUCCUCAUUAUUGGCGUUAUCAUCUGCCAGGUGAGACAGAGGAGGAGUUCUCCACCAGGUUGGCUAAAAAUUUAGAAGAUCUUAUCCUCAAAGAGGGGCCUGAAACAAUAGCUGCUUUUAUUGCUGAACCAGUCAUGGGGGCAGGAGGUGUCAUACCUCCUCCAGCUACCUAUUUUGAUAAGAUCCAAGCUGUAGUGAAGAAAUAUGACAUUCUUUUCAUUGCGGAUGAGGUCAUCUGUGCCUUUGGGAGGCUUGGAACAAUGUUUGGCUCUGACAUGUAUAACAUCAAACCUGAUCUUGUCACCUUAGCAAAGGCUCUUUCUUCUGCAUAUAUGCCUAUUGGAGCUGUCCUUGUAAGCCCCGAAGUUUCUGAUGUAAUUCAUUCUCAAAGCAAUAAACUUGGUUCCUUUUCCCAUGGAUUCACUUAUUCUGGGCAUCCUGUUGCAUGCGCAGUGGCAUUGGAAGCUAUUAAAAUCUACAAGGAGCGAAAUAUGGUUGAGAGAGUAAAUAGAAUAUCCCCAAAGUUUCAAGAAGGUCUGAAGGCAUUUUCUGACAGUCCCAUUAUCGGAGAGAUUAGGGGACUUGGUUUGAUCCUUGCCACAGAGUUUGCGAACAACAAAUCUCCUAAUGAUCCUUUCCCUCCCGAAUGGGGUGUUGGUGCAUAUUUUGGAGCGCAAUGUCAGAAGAAUGGCAUGUUGGUACGAGUUGCUGGUGAUACCAUCAUGAUGUCUCCUCCAUUUGUAGUUACUCCAGAAGAACUUGACGAGUUGAUUAGAAUCUAUGGGAAAGCAUUGAGGGAAACUGAAAAGAGAGUAGAAGAACUCAAGUCUCAGAAGUAAUAUUAGUUGACAGCACAAGCUUGACGAUGGCGAAAAAUAAAAUCAAAUGUGUUUGGAUAUUCUGUAAAUGUCCAGAAUGAAGUAAAGAAAGUAAUAUAAUUUUUAGUCCAAGUUGUUUUCUCUUUCAUUUUACAUGCAGUAUAGUUGCACCAGUUGACUUGUUGAUGAAUAUAUGUAUCCCCUUAACCAGUAAUCACCAAAUUGCAUUUCACAAAAAAAUCGAAUUAUCAAUCUAUAUUCUUGUAAUU
Solanum lycopersicum (tomato) is the source of this 1982-nucleotide messenger RNA. RefSeq names its product gamma-aminobutyrate transaminase subunit precursor isozyme 1 (gene GABA-TP1). The record is from RefSeq and is marked validated. Lineage: Eukaryota; Viridiplantae; Streptophyta; Magnoliopsida; Solanales; Solanaceae. Gene Ontology annotation, molecular function: S-adenosyl-L-methionine:8-amino-7-oxononanoate transaminase activity; pyridoxal phosphate binding. Gene Ontology annotation, biological process: biotin biosynthetic process.